Molecule: messenger RNA, 1698 nt
Organism: Melampsora larici-populina 98AG31
Lineage: Eukaryota; Fungi; Basidiomycota; Pucciniomycetes; Pucciniales; Melampsoraceae
Exons: 6
Coding region: 1-1698 (565 amino acids)
Source: RefSeq, a predicted model, not a curated record
AUGCGACGCAAGUCAACAUACAUUUCACAUAUUGUGAUCUUACUCAACUUGUUAAUAAGUAACGACGUCGUCGGCAGUUUUGAGAAUGGAAUAAAUAUCCAACCUGAUCGGAUCAACACAAAGUCAAGAUCAGAUCACUCCGUUCACACCGGCUCAACAAUCUGGCAAAGCUCUUCACGGUCUAGUGAGAAUUCGAUUGCAGGAAAUCAAUUCAUUCAACCUCAAUUUACCAACUCACAGGAGAUCAAAGAAGACAAGGAUCAGAAAACCGCCCAUACUUUCCACAAGAAUUGGCAAGGUACUGUCCAUUUAUUCAAGCGACACAAUUUUUCCAGGACUAAAUCCAACCUUGCGUUUUUUUUCUUGCAAUGGAACUUCUUCAAUUACAAAGAUGUGGUGGAUGUACCGCAGCGGUUUGAAAAAGUGCUCGUCAAAAGGGCAUUUGAAGGUGUUGGGAGCUCUAUCUCUGGACUCGGGAAAAGCAUCGAAGGGCUAGCCAAGAACAACAAUGUAGAAGAUUUCUCUGGUCUUCCUAAAGUAUUGAGAUACAAGAAGCUGACUGUUUCUCUUCAUGAUGACGAAACACUUUUAGAUGUUGAUCUUUCAGACCUAGGACCAGGUUAUAAAGGAUUAAGAGGAUCUGGCCAGGACGAUUCAAAGUUUGAUAGAGACAUAUCUUUGUUGGGUGCUUUGGACUCUGAUCUUGAAGUCAAUUCAUUACCAGAGGAAUCCAAAUUACCACCGGUUCAAAAGCCUUCAAGGUCUGAAUCUCUUCCCAUCUUAUCAUCAAAAGAAUCUCAAGAAAUUCACCGAUUAAAAGUCCUAGAACACCUAGAUAUAAAGUACAAGCCUUUUUCUGAGUUAACAGACCAAUUCAUGAGAUCCGUACCAGAUCCAAAUCACGAAGAAAACGAUGAGCUCAGUAUUCUGGCUCACCUUGCACUUUACUCUGAGAAACUUUUAUUCCAAUCAGCACUUGAGGGUGAAAAGAAUGUGAAGAUUGAUCAACUAGCUACUCAACUUGAAAAACAUAGAAGUAUUUAUGUGAAUGAACUAAAGAAAGGAGUGGAGACCAAAGAAUUUUUAAAUGAGGUGUAUGUUGAAGCACUGGAAAAGGAAGUAUCUGACAUGAGGAACUCGAUAUGGGCACGCACAGUGACCCCAUCCGAGCUCAAAGCUGUACAAGCUGACGAGGUUACUCUAGCCAAGCAAGCCAAGCGGGUUUCGUUUCUAGAAACCUUGGAUGAAUCUGAAGGAAGACAAAAGGCAUCAAAAGACAUUAUGAAGAAAUCACUAGCGAAUAUUGCAGCAGACGCAUACUUAGACACUAGAACCGCACGAUCAAACACGGUGAUCAAUCCACCUAAAGAUGCGACCAAAAAGAUGGUCAUCAAACUAGCUAAUCAAGCACAAGACGCAGCAUUGAUCCUUGAUUCUGGCCCUCUAAGGAACAUUCAAAAUGGAAAACAAGCACGAGAAACUCGAAAAGCUUUCAAGUUGUAUAUCGAAACGUAUGCACAGAGAAAUCGGAUUGACUAUUCUUUGCUCAUAGAUUUGCAAAAGAUUUCUGAUAGAAGAGAGAUUCGGGUUGAAACAAGAUUGUCGUUUUGGUCUGAUCACCUUAAGACCAAGUUCAGAAAGCUUAUAUCCCAACUAAUUACGUCAAUUUUCAAAAAGAACAAAGAAGUUUCUUCAUGA